Colletotrichum abscissum is the source of this 585-nucleotide messenger RNA. RefSeq lists its product as uncharacterized. NCBI's taxonomy places the organism in Eukaryota, Fungi, Ascomycota, Sordariomycetes, Glomerellales, Glomerellaceae. Gene Ontology annotation, biological process: translation. The transcript is spliced from 3 exons. Gene Ontology annotation, molecular function: mRNA binding; structural constituent of ribosome. The record is from RefSeq and is a predicted model, not a curated record. Gene Ontology annotation, cellular component: mitochondrial large ribosomal subunit; ribosome. The coding region runs from base 1 to 585 and encodes 194 amino acids.
AUGGCCCUCUCUUGCAGAUUCGCAGCCCAGAGCUGCGCCCGUCAGCUCCGUGCCACCGGCUCGAUGCGUGCCUCGACAUCCCUCUUCCAGACCCGAACUCCCGUAACCGCACGAAGGUACAACUCGACCGAGGCCGCUGCCCCCACGAACCCCAAGAUCGCCGCCAUUGUCGACCAGAUUAGCACCCUUACUCUCCUCGAGACCGCAGACCUUGUUUCAAGCUUGAAGUCCAAGCUCAACAUCCCCGAUCUCCCCGUCGGUGGCUUCGCCGCCGCCCCCGCAGCAGCUCCCGCCGCUGUCGAGGAGGCUGAGGAGGCCGCACCGGCGGCCGCCGAGAAGAGCGUCUUCAACAUCAAGCUCCAGGCCUUCGACGCCGGCUCCAAGCCCAAGGUCAUCAAGGAGAUCAAGAACCUGUUGGGUCUGAGCUUGGUGGACAGCAAGAAGUUCGUCGAGAGCGCGCCGAAGCUGAUGAAGGAGAACGUGGCCAAGGACGAGGCCGAGAAGAUCAUCGCCGCCAUGAAGGAGCUUGGCGCCACCGUCACCAUGGAACUGGAGCGCGGCCCCUCUCCUUGGGAGGAGAUGUAA